UCAACAGGAAGUACUACUUGUGUGUGUCCCACCGCAGAUCCAGAGCGGAAAAGGCUGUGAACUUAACGACGGUACUCCGUAUGGCGUCCUACCACCGUAACCGAUAAUAUAACCCGUUCUCCCACUAUGUGCAGGCUCUUCGAUCACAGUGACACACACGAGCAAACAGUACUGUGCAUGCAUUCAUGGAUAUAGUUGGUGGUCCAUUCAACCAUCUGGUUCCCAGUGACCAGUUGGACGAUUCCUUGCUGCUCGGACAAAAUCUGGAAUGUGAAGCAAGUGAUGAGUUUGAUCCGGGUCGCAAUCAACCAGAAGAUUCACUGAAGAACAUGCUCAGUGAUAAAGAUCCCAUGUUUGGAUCUGCCAGCGACCAGUUUCAUCUUUUAGAAAAUGAAGAUGUCAAUUUCAAGCUUGGAGACUCAGCAGAUGCCGACCAUGACAUAACAACAGGUGUUAGUCAGAGUCCAUCUGAUGAAGAAAACGGUCAGCCCAGUUUCUCACAGGGAAGAAGACAUGCAAGUCAUCCACAGAGGAGACAAACAGCAAGCCGGGGUAGAGUCAAAGGUGCACCAGGCAGGCGUCCAGGAUCUGCACGAAGAACAGCAGGCAGGAAUGACCAAGAGGCAACAUCUAGUGGAAACUCAUAUGAAGAAACAAGUUUUAAAAAAAGGGAAGCCCUACUUAGUCGUCGAUUUGGAAUCCAUGAGGUUGAUUCAUCGAUGAACCCAGUAGUUGUGUUACGCCGAUUAACUGUCACCGUGGGAGGCUAUAAAAUUGAACUUCUCCCUGGACCAUCUCAUUCAUUUGGAUCAUUUAGCACAAGUGCCCUUCAGUCCCUUGGCUUCCAGGAUAACUCUAUGACUGCUGAUGGUAUCGGACUAGAUUUGGGACAAAACCAGGACAGUAACACACAAGAGAUUGAUAAUUCCACACAAGAAGUUGUGGAGGAAGUAAUUGUUGGCCAACCCGGUAGCGAUGACAUGCCAAUUGAUUUUGGACCGUAUGUGAACCCAAAUGAUGUGCAAGAUGCCAAGAGCACAAUGGCGUUCAAGCCCAGCAUGGAAAACGCCGCACCAGCAGACACCAAAUCGAAUGACCAAAUCAAGACACGAAAGCCUAGCAUGCACAAAUCUCAGAAUAAAAACGGCACAGCGGUUGAGCCUGUGGUCAAAAAGCUUUUGAAACACAAACAGACUCUUUCUGCAGUAAAAAACAAGCAUUCUCAACUUGGCAGGCCAGGUCUCUUACAGAAGGUAUCCAAACAUAACAGAGACAAGAAAAUCCAUGUGAACCGACCAGAGAAAUUUCAAAGCCACAAAGGGAAACCUGCUAACGUGAGCUUGAAACGCCCAGGAGGGCCUCUAUCUCCUGAAUCACCCUCAAAAAUACAGAAGAGUCAAGAUGGACAUCUUGUACACCAAAACGUUAGCUCGUCUGUCCCCGCGUCCGCAAAUGUUGGUAGAAAGCCAUCCUCUGAUUCUGGCCCUGGUGUCAAGUCAGUCCUAAAUAAAUCUCCUCACCAUUCGAAAAAGCCACAGAAUCCUCCCACCCCAGUAAACAAAACAAACCCACCGGUGACAAACAGCCAAGGAGAUGAGGAGCAGGAGAAGAUGAAGAUCAAGAAGCCAGAAAAGAUCCAGCUGAGGCACAAGAGUAGAAAUUCUCGGAGUAUCUCAAUAGAGGAACCACAGCUGUUUAUCCCAGAUAAUGCCCCUGUUGUGAAGAAGGAAGCCGAGGGUGACCCUCCUCCUCCUGAAAGUGAGACUAUGUGGGAUCCCAACAAGCACUGCGGAUUAUGCAAGAAACCACACAACAACAGGUUCAUGGUGGGCUGUGGGCACUGUGAUGACUGGUUUCAUGGGGACUGUGUGGGCCUGGAUCUGGCUAAAGUUCAACAGAUGGAAAAGGAGGACCAAGAGUACGUGUGUUUGAAGUGCUGUGCUGAAGAGGAUGGGAAACCUGGUGGGCAGGCCACAGAGCAGUCGGAUGAUAAGUUAUCAUGUAAACAAAAACAGAGAUCCCAGCAGUCACUCACUGCAGGUGGAAUACGGCCCUUCAGAAAAGACAUAGGAGAAAGACGACCAUCAGAAGAUUCUGCGCCAAGAAGUGGACCAAAUGUGAAGCAUGAAACUAAGAAAUUGAAAGUUUUUCAUGUGAGCUCAAAAAAGCCGUCUACCGGACAAAUCAGGCGGAAUGUUAGAGAUUCGCUGGAAGAUAUUCUUCUGAAACGACUGAAGGAAUCCGAUUUGAAGAUUUCAUUGGACAAGCCUGCUGAGUUGGCCAGAAAGAUGGAGAAAGAGCUAUUUGCUCUCUUUCAGGGUGUUGACAGCAAAUACAAAAACAAAUACAGAAGUUUGACUUUCAACCUGAGAGAUGCAAAAAAUAAUGUGUUAUACAAGCGUGUGCUCAAGGGGGAAGUUUCCCCUGCUGAUUUGGUUCGUAUGACUGCAGAAGAGCUGGCCUCAAAGGAACUGGCUGCUUGGAGACAAAGAGAGAAUCGACAUACAAUUGAAAUGAUCGAGAAAGGAGAGAGAGAGGCAGAGAGACGCCCCAUCACUAAAAUCACCCACAAAGGAGAAAUUGAAAUUGAGAAUCAGGAGCCUACCAAAGCUCCAGAGGCCAUUGAAGUUGAGCCAGAGCCUGUGCCGAAAGCAGUGAUAGUGCCUGAGGAGAAACUCCCUGAGACUAAAGCAGAUAGUCCCAAGAAAUCUGUAGAUACCACCAGCCUGCACAAGUCUCAUCUUUUUGACCUCAACUGCAAAAUCUGCACCGGUCGUAUGGCCCCACCUUCAGAGGAAGCCUCUACAAAGGUAAUGAAAGUGGCUACAACAGUCGUGAGGAGGCAGUCAAGUGCUGCUGAGGAACAUCCGUCCUCUACAACUACACCAGCACUGAUGGAUGAUCUGUCUUUAAGAGCCAUGGAGGAAGGUCUCCUCAAUUUUUUGCCUGAAUCCAGGUCAGAUAGUCUGAGUAGCAAGGAAGAUACAGCUACUUUCCUCAGCAACUUGGAGAAACUGUGGGGUGGCUUUGUUGAUAUGCUUGCUGUGGCUAGGUUUUUAACAAAAGCUUAUCCUGUCUCUGGAAUUCUGGACCACCUAACACAGGAUUUGCCGGACAACAUCCAAGUAGGUGGACGGAUUUCCCCUCAAAUAGUCUGGGACUAUGUCGAGAAAAUUCGUGCCUCUGGGACAAAGGAAAUUUGUAUAAUUCGUUUCACCCCUGACACAGAAGAAGACGAGAUCUCAUACACUUUGCUCUACGCCUAUUUUAGCAGCCGUAGAAGAUACGGCGUUGUUGCCAACAACCGUAAACAGGUUAAAGACAUGUAUCUCAUUCCACUUGGCUCCACGGAAAAAAUACCCCACCAGAUUGUUCCGUUUGAUGGCCCAGAAGCUGUCUACUGCUUUGCUGUCGACUACACGAGUCAGUGGGUGGAAUCUUCACGGCAACGAAAAGACUCUCCAGUCUCCACUCCCCUGCAGUGUUCCUGUGAACAUCUCUCCGCCUCGCUGCUUGGCUGGUGAACGGGCCGCUUCAGCAUCCUGAUUCCCCGCAGCGCUUCGGCAGGUGUUGUGUAUCCUAUAGUAUAUUUUUAUAUAUCAAACACAGAGAAAGUGCUUAUAUUGAAUAGUUUGAACAUUAUUUUAAUCCAGGAAAAUAAGGAUGAGACUAAGGUCUUCGUGACCUUGCUGAGAGAAAUCUGGGCAUUCAGCCAUGACAGAAAAGUACUAGGGAGAGAGUACUCUUCAAAGCACUGAAUGACACAGCCAAUAGUCAAAGUUGCUGUAUACUUUAAUAAUAAAUGAAUUUAAAAGGUUAUUUUUAAAAAUAGAAUAACUGCCAGAAUUCCACCAUUAAAAAGAAGUCAGUCUGUGAAAUAAUGGUGGCAAACAAGGAGAGUGGAGAAGCAUGCUUAUUGGUUAAGAUAACAGGAGGGGUGUGCUUAUGAGGUAAUGUGUGAUAACAGAAGUGUAUAAACAAUUAAGCUUUGAAUGAGAGGAUCAGACAAUACAGCUGGUGUCUCGGCUUUGUUGUUUUGCUCAAUAAAGUCUAACCUUUGACAUCUGGAACCCCUGACUUCGAGAAUUUUCUUGCUGAGAGAGAAAAAGAGUCUUCAAUAUUCCACAACAAUACUUACAAAGCUAUUGUAUAUUGUGUGUGUGUGUGUAUGUAUGUAUAUGCAUGUAUAUAUAUAUGUCUAAAAGAGUUACUUACGUGUUCACGUCUUUUUAAAGAUGUUGUUCCUUGUGAGAGAGACACAUCCCACCGUCAGACCAGCAUGAGAGCUGCAUUCUCUGGGCCACGCCCAGUCAUGUCUCUCGCUGCAUCAGGCAAGUGCUCACUGGAUGAUGCUACCGCCCCUCCCCCGGCGAGGAGCGUGUACGCACCACUGACAAGGAGAUGCUUUGCGUCCUUUCAAGGGUGAUUGAAGAGCUCGAUAUCGAGUGGUCUCCUCCAGAGGAACCUACACAAUCUCGCCUUGAUGAAUGGUUCCUGCAGUCUGGACGCCGUCAAGCGACCGCGUCAUAGAUUUGCCCCGUUCUUCCCUGAAGUUCAUAAUGAACUGUCAAAAUCCUGGUGUGCGCCCUAUUCAGCUCACCUGCGCAGCGAUUACAUACUCUCCAAUGUGGAAGAAAAUGGUUAUGCCCAACUACCCCCCCUGAAGAGAUGGUAGUGGCACACUUCUGCCUGGCGAGUAGCAGGGCGUGGAACACACGCUCUGUUCAUCUUUCUAAGUCGUGUUGACUAACGUCCGCACUGGCUGGAAGAGCAUACUCAGCAGCGGGCCAAACUGGUUCAGCGUUCCACGCGAUGUCGGUGCUCCAAGUUUUCCAAGCUACGCUCCUCAAACAAAUGGAUGAGCAAGGCUACGAUCCAGAGACUUUCAAAGAGCUCCGCACCGCUAGGGACUUAACGCUGCGAGCCACGAAAUUCACUGCACAAGCCACUGGCAAGUCAAUGAGCAAUCUGGUGUUUUUGGAUAAUCACAUCAGACUGACUCUCACGAAAAUGCGUGACAUGGGAAAAGCCACUCUAUUUUAUGCUACGGUGUGUCCAGCCUGCCUUUUUGGAGGCUCUGUGAAUAGAAUUGCUGAGCGCUAUGUCACGACUCAGCAACAAUCACAGGCUGUGAGACAUUUUAUGCCAAAACGGAGCAGUACUUCAUCACAGCUGGCUUGCUUUCGCUCUGUCUCGGUCCAGUGCCCGGCUAAAAACCCCACACCAGCUGCCUCAGUGCUGCUGAGCCGCUGGUAAAGCCAUGCAAGCCGUGGCCCAAACGAAGGCAGCCGCCUCAGAGCAAGCCCCGCACAGCAAAGCGUUCCUGACACACAAUACUGUUUCCCUCUUCCCCACUGCUGUUUGUCAGGAAAGGAAUGUUGUUCAAAAUGUUGUUCAAUAUGUCGUUUUCUGUGUCUCACAUUAAUCACAUACAAUAAAGUUUGCACAUUAUGCACAACUGCUUCCCAAUGGUGAGCGGUGCAUUAUAUAAGUAUGAACAUACAAAGAUUGCAAAAAGAGCACAGCACUCGCACGAGAUGCUCACACUUUUUCAAUAAAAGCUUUCCAACUCCACAGCCCACAUAUUAUGCACAACCGCUUCCCAAUGUGAGCGGUGCAUUAUAUUAUGUAUGAACAUACAAAGAUUUUAAAAAGAGCACAACGCUCACACAAGAUGCUCACACUAUUUCAAUAAAGGGCUUUCCCACUUCAAAGCCCACAUAUUUUGCACAACCGCUUCCAAAGAUUGCAAAAAGAUUACAGCGCUCGUUGCACAUGCAUGAGAUGCUCACACUUUUUCAUUAAAGGGCUUUCUCACUUCAAAGCCUCACAUUAUGCACAACUGCUUCCCAAUGGUGAGCGGCGCAUUAUAUCAUGUUAUGAACAUACCAAAUUGCCCUCUGUCCCUUUACGCAGACGUGUGGCGAGAUCUUACUGGCAUUCCAACUGGGUGCUAAAAAAUUAUUCGUGACAAUAGAUCUGAAGGACGUGUACUUCAUGUACCAGUUGCACCGCGUUACAGGUGACUUUAUAGAUUCGCGUUCGAGGGAACUGCAUAUAAAUUUAAAGUCCUUCAUUUCAGUCUGUCUCUGGCUCCCCGCACGUUCACAAAAUGUAUCAAUGCGGCGCUCACCCCAUUGAAAAUGAACGGUGUGUGUGUUUUGAAUUACCUCAGUGAUUGGUUAUUACUAGCCAAUCAGAAGCACUACUGAGCGAACACAGAGACUUGCUGCUUUACCAUAUUGAAAAUCUGGUCUAAUGUCAACUGGCGAAAAACCCACUUUUUCUCAGCCAGUAAAUCUCCUUUUUAGGAGUUCAUGCGUGCAGACCUCAUGAACGAGCGUGUACAGACCAUUCUUCUGUGUCUGUUUCAGUUCAAACUGAAAAAACAUUGCCACUGAAUUCAUUUCAUUUUCCUGUGCAUCGCGGUAACUCGCCACUGUCUGACUGCUCUAGCACCAUAGACAGUGCCAGCCUUCUACCAACAAGGUGUUAUGCUGGGUCAAGUUUUCAGAAAGAAAGUGCUGACCGCAAAUGCAUCCAACACAGGUUGGGGCGUGGUGUGUAAUGGAUGCCCUACUUUCGACACCUCAAAAACAAGUGCGAAACGGCCAUGAAACAGCUUCUCAUUCCGAUAUUGUGAAUCACCACAUUCUGAUUCAUUCGAACAACACAAGAGUAGUGGCGAUUAUAUGUUGCCAUGACACGCUGGCCCACGUAUGGCCGGCGAAACGCAAGUAUGCGCUUACCCCAGUGCACCUCCUUCAUUCUGUCAUCAGCAAAGUCCAAGUGGACAUGGAAACAGUUCUAUUAAUUGCGCUGAAAUGGCCCAAUCAGCCAUGGUUUCCGGAUAUGAUAAAGAUGUUCCGGCACCUUCAAUAAAAAAAAAAAUAAAAAAAUGCUUUGUGGCAGCGGGGGUGUGGUCGAGCAUCCGUCGAGGGAGAGAGAGAGCGGUAAGGGUGCAUACACCUGAGACAUAUGAUGACUAACACCUGUCUCUAAUUGUAGUGAGAUUGGGGAGAGCGGCAUAAAAGGACCAUGCCAGCGCCAGAUUGAGAGAGAGAGACUGGGUCGAGAAAUUUACUGUGAAUCUGAGGAGUUAUUGUGAAGCUGAUGAGUUAUUGAGAAGCUGUAAACCAGAGAAGUGGUCCAUUAAAAGUUCCCUACCUGUGUUUGAAGAAUCCAGUUCCCGGUGUCCUUCCUUGUUACACUGGUGCCGAAACCCAGGAUCUGAUUUGAAGACUGUACGCCCCAUGGAGUCCUUCCCGCUGACCGACAUCAUCAAGUCCCUCGCCGACCUACACCACACCCACCAACAGGCUCUGAUUGAACUCUGCCAAGAUCAGGAACGUCGCUUCCAUGAGGUCCUUAGAGUUCAGGCAGAGGACCGGCAGGUCAUUCGGAGCCUACUCUCCCAGAAGAAAGCCCCGGCAGUGACCCCGGACAACAGCAGCCCCUGCCCCCGCCCACGCUGUUGAAGAUGGGGGUGGAAGAUGACUCUGAAGCCUUUCUUGACAUAUUUGAGCAAACCGCUGAAAUCUGGGGCCGGCCGCAUGCUCAGUGGGCGGCCCGGCUUAUCUCUCUGCUGUCCAGGGAAGCCCAGCUUGCAGCACAACAACUGCCAGCAGCUAAUCUCCUGGUCUACGGCAAUCUGAGGAAGACCAUCCUGCAGCGGGUCGGCCGGAGCCCAGAGUAAUACCGUCAAGUGUUCCGCUCGAUGAAGUUGGAAGGGGCCGGUCACCCGUUUGCCUUUUCUCAGCGGCUCCGUGAUGCCUGCCGGAAAUGGCUGCGGGCAGGAGGACUGCGACGUUGAGGGAGUGGUCGACCAAAUGGUGCUGGAACAGCUGAUCUGUUGGCUUCCAGAAGGGAUGGCGGAGUAUGUCCAGUGCCAUGGCCCGGUGUCGCUGGAGGAAGCGGUCCAGCUGGCGGAGGGCCAUGUGGUGGCAUGCCUAAGAGCGGAGGAGCCCUCCCUCUCUCUCUCUCCCCUCCCCCUGUGUUUUCUCCCAUCUCUUCCCACUCUCCUCUCACUCUGUCCUCUCCCCAGGCCCUGUUCCUACACCCCGGAGGCGUGGAGACCCACCGCUGAAGCCGGCCUCACGCUUGCGGCAGUUUAUCCCUUUCCCGGCGACUUCAGGGUCUACCUGUUCUCCUCCUCAGGUGGAUGUACCCACCCCCACAAGUGCGAGUGUAGCACCUGGGCUGGCCUGCUGGCAUUGCGGUGAUCCGGAGCACUUCGUGAUCAGUGUCCUGUGAUGGAGCUGGGAACUGUAGUCCGGAUCCCCAACACACCGCAGGCUGCCCCUGAUCAGGCUGAAGGGUACAGGAUACCGGUAAGAAUACAGAGUACUGGCAGUUUUUCUUGCAUACCACCACUUCCCAGAGUCUCCCGGUAUGAUGUAAUGUCUUUAUUUAAUGUAAGUCAGUGAUUCGAUGAGGCCAGCCAAUCACUAUUAUCUGACCUUCCAAAUGAUUUUGAUAAAAUCGUAGCGGUAAACAUCCGAGCCCUCUCUGCGCAAAACUCAGCGGUGAGUUUAACAACACUCAACACUGUUUAACAACAGCAUCGGCGGUCAUCAAGCGAUCUGUGGUCCAGUUCUGGAGGAGCGCACGUGUUUAAGCUUGUCUGGCCAUAGUUCAUUUACACUCUUCUCUUACCAGAUGGGUUCAAAAGUCUCCAAAUAUCUGUAAGACCAUGAUUUUUACACAUCUAGGGGGUUUGCACACUUUUUCUUCACUUUGAUCAAGGACUAAAUCCAUCAAAAGAUUAAAAUCUCCUCCCAAUAUUAUAUCAUUUGGGGUGCCAGCGGCUUGCAACAUCCCUUCAAGAUCUAUAAAAAAGCCCUGAUCAACAACGUUAGGAGCAUAAAUAUUCGCCAAAAUAAGACUUUGUCCUUGAAUUUCAGCUACAACAAUAAUGACUCUUCCUAAUUUAUCUUUACUCUGUUUGAGACAUUUGAAUUGUUGAUGUUUACUUAUCAGUGUAAUGACUCCCCUGCUCUUACUCGAGCCAGCACUAUAAAAAAAAUUCCUACCUCAUUUCUGUCCAAAUUUUUCAGCUUCCUGUGGGGAAAGGUGCGUUUCUUGAAGAAACACUAUAUCAUAUUUUUUAUGCCUAAGAAGAGAAAUAACCUUCCUUCUUUUUAUGGGGUGCCCCAUACCAUUCACAUUCCACAUGGAGAGAGACAACCCACUCAUAUUAACAUUUGACAUUUUGACAAAGAAAAAAUAGAUUUUGUGUCAAAAACAGGAUUAUAAAUACCACAUUCCAACAUUAUGCAACAGUCAAACCCCAAACAUUCCCCAGAACCAAACAAACAGAAAAAAGAUGCAUUAACCCCGUGCACGACAGCGCCAUCUGGCGUCCAUCCCUCCAAACUCAAACAGUCCAUGCACACCUACGAGAACCUCCUCGACAACUUUGCCAUUGGAUUGCUAAAGUUCGGGGAUUCUAUACAAAUUUUGUGAGACAGAAUUACGCAGCAAAAGAUAAUCUAUAAAACAAACUCCAGCCAAUAGGCAGAAUAAACACAAAGAGUGUGUAGCUUCAUCGAUAAAACUGUCCUAAAGGUGUAUUAUUCCACAAAAUAAACUCCAGCCGCUAGGCGGAACCAGCACAAAAAUAGCUCGCAGAUUCUUCAGAUAGUCAAACGAAUGUUCAGUGAGCCGGUACACUCGGCUGCAACAUAAGUGUAAGCAAAUAACUUACUCCAAUGACUUUGCCAGAAAUACUCCACAAAAUAAACUCCAGCCGAUAGGCAGAAUAAACACAAAGAGCAUGUAGAUUCAUCCACAAAACCGUCCCAAAGGUGUGUUGCUCUACAAAAUAAACUCUAGCCGCUAGGUGGAGCCAGCACAAAAAGAGCACGCAGAAUCUUCAAGCAGUCAAGCGAAUGUUCAGUGAGCCGGUCCACCUGGCCACAACAUGAGCACCACAACACGACCCACUCACUCCACUGACUUUAUGAAGGUCAUCGCUUGCUGUGGGUAUGUACAUUUUGUCCGGCCAUCCUUAGCAUCUAUUCUCAAUUUGGCCAGGAAAAUCAGUGCAAAAGCAACCUUCCGAUGAUGUAAAAGUUUCUUGCAUUCCUUGAAUCGAUCACGUUUCUCUCUUGUCGAGUUCGCAAAUUCUGGGAAAAAGAAAAUGCUGUGGUUCUUCCAAGAAGGCCUUCCUUUACUCCUCGCCUCACGUAACACAAGAUCUUUAUCGGAUGAUCUCAGAAAUUUGGCCAGAAUUGAUCGGGGCCUGUCUCCUUCAGCGGAUCGCUGAGCCGGAACCCUGUGAGCUCGCUCGAUUUCCAGCUUUUGGCCUGCUAUUUCGAACAGACUCGGAAAGAGCCCGUCCAGGAAUUCCACCAUAUUCUGUCCCUCCACUCCUUCCAUGUCCUCCAACUUCUCCCAGACAUGCUCCAAAUCCACCUUGGUCGCUAGUGGAUUAGCAGAUAAUUCCCUCUCCGAUGACUCCAGAUAAUCGAUCCGUUUCUUGACAUCCCCCAUUCUUGUGACCACAUCAGUAAAUUUAGCCUCCAUGGCAGUGAUCGAUUGACGUAUCACAGCAAGAUCCUCCAAGUCAGCAACGACCUUCAUCAGCAAUGCCGACAUGUUCAACAUCUCUCGCCGCAUUUCCCACAACUCUCCGACCAAAUCGACUCCCUGGCCUUCUCAGGGAUGUCAGCCUGAGCACGUAAGUGUCUUUUAAUGUCUCCAGAGCCUGAGGAUUUUUAAUUCUUUGACAUAUUGUCCUCCUAGAACAGUUAUGAAACAAAGUGUAUCGUUUCUCACUGGUUUAUGUCAUUAAAAGUAAUUAAAACUAGCAAAGUGCACAGAGCUUGCCAUUCACAUAUCCGAUCCUCACAUGGUGUCACCUCUGUCGAAAUAGUAAUUAUUUUAAUGUUUACGGAUUGGCCCCAUUCACUUCCAUUGCCUCACUGGAACCCAGAUUUUUGCCUUUUUUUUUUUUUAAAGGAAGGGCAAGUCAAAAUAAAUUUGUGUGGUAAUAUUAUGCCACAAAUGCUGUCGAUAGAGCUUAACUUAUAUUGAACCCAGAAUAUUCCUUUAACCCUUGUGCGCUGUUCAUUUGUGAGUGACACUUGUGGUGUUCGCGGGUCAAAAAUUACCCGGACAUACAUGUUUAUAAUUUAAAUACAUUUUGCAGAGGUGGGUUUACCCGUCUCUUCUUCCUAUUGAUAAGUUGAAUACAUUCACUAACAAUUGUUUUAAUCAAAAAACAAUUGAAGCGUUUUUAAUCAUGUGCUUUUAUUCAGGUUAUGUUUUAAUUUGGUACAGGUCAUUCAUGUAUUUCUCUUCUGAGGUGUGACUGAGGGUCUGAUUUAUAUAAGGAAUGCAGGAAACAGUGCUUACUCAUUUAGCCCGGCUCCCAGAGAACUGAUAUACAUGUGAGUUGUAAUUCAUUCAAUUAAUCAUUGAUCAAAAUUAAGCAAGAGUUUUAUUGUAUUUAAGUUUUUGGUAAAGAAUAAACCUUCUGUACCCUUUCACCUAGAAAUAUUCAGGCCCUAAAAGUGUGUACGUGAGAGCUGUGUGAGUUAUUUCAAUGUUUGUUCUAGAAGAGAAGAAUAACAUUCAGUCUGGGUCUCGAUGACAUUCAGCAUUAAGAAGAUACAGUCUCUUCUUUCUCUUAAGAUGCAGUAUUUUCUUAUUAUUUCUUUGUAUUUCUCAAUCUCUCCUAUAGUCUAUUCUCUCCUAUAGUCUUUAUCUAAAUUGUUUACAGGAAUUGUUGGAGUGAUGGGAACCAGGUGAUUUGGUGAGAUGGUCAGUCACCCUCUGGCCCCAGGUCUAAAAGAAGAAAAGUCUUGUCGGAUUUACGAUUACCUUUAACUCAUAUUUACAGACCAACUGAGACUUCGUGGUUCCAGCUAAUCAGUGUUAUGUUUCUAAAUAACAUCUUCUGCAUAGAUUAACAGUUCACCAUAUUUGGAUGGUUCCCAUAAAUAUCUGUAUGGUUAACCUAUCAGACUCGUAAGACUGCACUCGUAAGAGAUGAUGUCAAUUCAUUUGCAUAUGCCUAUAUUUAUGGUUGUUUCUGUAAUCUAAGUUAGUUCGAGGUUUGAUCGUCAACUCAUCUGUUUCUGUCUUUGCCUUUGGAAAUGUAGAGAACUUUGUCA
Molecule: messenger RNA, 12119 nt
Organism: Myxocyprinus asiaticus (Chinese sucker)
Lineage: Eukaryota; Metazoa; Chordata; Actinopteri; Cypriniformes; Catostomidae
Product: PHD finger protein 3-like
Exons: 16
Coding region: 186-3524 (1112 amino acids)
Biological process (GO): DNA-templated transcription
Cellular component (GO): nucleus
Source: RefSeq, a predicted model, not a curated record